Molecule: messenger RNA, 3754 nt
Organism: Contarinia nasturtii (swede midge)
Lineage: Eukaryota; Metazoa; Arthropoda; Insecta; Diptera; Cecidomyiidae
Exons: 17
Coding region: 644-3700 (1018 amino acids)
Biological process (GO): transmembrane transport
Cellular component (GO): membrane
Molecular function (GO): transmembrane transporter activity
Source: RefSeq, a predicted model, not a curated record
UUGACUGUAUGAUAGAAUUUAACUGUACUGAAUUGUAUUCUCAUUGCAGUAUUCAACAUACAUGGUCGAUUAUUUGUUGAUGUUGUUCAUUAGUUUCAAUUAAUUUGUAGUGUAGUAACGAUAUCCCUUCGAUAAAAAUAAAAAUACGUAAUAACAUAUGCAAGAAAAAUGUCGACAGUUCAAAUUGAAUUCCAUUUUGCUUCAAUAUUUUGACACUGAACAUUGUUCGAUUGACAUCUUUGUUUACAAAAUUGAACAAUUCGUUCGGAUUUAAAAUUUAAGAAAUAUUUUCAUUUUUCAACAAGACUGACUGAUUGAUUGAAGCAGAAAGUUAGACGGCCAAUACAUUUUAAGGGCAAAACUGAUUCGCAUCUUGUCGUUUAAAUUCAAGUGCAGUGGUUUUUGAUUGAUAAACACAUCACAAAUGACUGAAUUUUGUUGCUGCAGAUAAUUGUGUGUAUCAUUUGGUCAUCAUGCAUGAUUUAAUCUAUGCUUCGACCUAAUUAAAAAAAGUGGUUUACAAUAAAUUAUAAGAAACCGAUUUUUGCACGCCGGAUUGCAGGCAAUUUACCAUUUUCUCUUAUUCGCUUGAUACCCAGUGGCAAUGUUUAAUUAAUUUCGAAUUGUUGUGACAAAAAAAAAAAUGGAGGGCAGUAAUUCCGAAAACAUUCCAAGUACAAAGGCUGCAAUUCAGCCCACUGAACCGAUUGUACAAAAUAAUGACGAGGAUCAAGAGCAGCCAUCUGUAUCACGACCGACGAUAAAUCAAACAACAGUUGAACGAGUGCAAUCAAGAAAUACGUAUUUUCUUGAAUUGCCAGUGUUGCUAUUGUUUUAUUCAUGGAAUUUAUCCGGAACAGUUUUUCAAAAUCAAGUAAUUUACCAAAGCUGUAUAUUGAACUACAAUGAAUCGACUUGUAAAUUGCUUGCAAACGAAGAGAUACCGGAUGCACUUGUGACUAUCGAAGUAGAACUCGAAGAGUAUGCAUCGAAGAUAUUUAUGGCUCGUGCUAUCUUAGAAAGUAUUAUUCCUGCGUUUAUAAGCUUUCUGAUUGGACCAUGGUCAGAUAAAUUUGGACGAAAACCAAUUCUAUUGAGUACAUUUUUCGGAUAUUUUCUGGCCUAUGCACUGCUGUGUUCAAUAUCCGUAGCAUCAUCAUAUUGCCUAAUUAGUCCGUGGUUUUAUUUGUUUGCGUUUAUUCCACUUUCGUUACUUGGUGGUACGUGUGCAUUAAUUACGGGCAUUUUUUGUUACAUAAGCGAUGUUUCGUUUGAACGAGAUCGUGGUUUUAGAAUGGCACGAAUGGAAGCGGCUGUUUUCGUAGGACUGCUUCUGGGUUCCUUGAGCAGUGGACGAUUGUAUAAAUUAACUUCGGCGUCUGUUGUUUUUGGAUGCGCAGCGCUGUGUACAUUGCUUGGUUUAAUUUGUGUGUAUUUCUUUGUCAAAGAAAGUAUUAAAAAUCAAACAGAGGAGACUGGACGCAUGGCUAAAUUUAAAGCACUCUUCGAAUGGAAACAUGUGGUGGACUUGUUUUAUACUUGCUUCAAGCGACGUGAAAAUAAUGAUCGAGGUCUUAUUUGGCUCAUUAUCCUAGCGUUGGCAUCGUCCAUGUUUGUUUUAGAGGGAUCGGUAGCAUUGAGUUAUCUAUUUAUGCGUGAAAAAUUUAAAUGGAUGAUCACAGACUAUAAUUUAUAUUCAGCAUUCAAUGUGAUUUGUCAAGUAUUUGGAAAUAUUUUCGGAACUUAUGUAUUAAAUAAAAUGUUCGGAAUACCCGAGAUAUUGAUGGCGAUUUUCGGAUACUUUAGUGCAAUGUUAGAAUACAUCGUUACCGGUCUCGCCACCUAUUCAUGGCAAUUGUAUGUUGCUUCGAUUGUGGUGAUGCUGAAAGGUGUGGCGGUGCCGAUGUGUCGCGCAUAUUUGGCAUGUUUGGUGCCAUCAUGUGAAAUUGGUAAAAUCUAUUCAAUGACAACUUCAAUGGAAUCAUUGGCACCAAUUGGUGCAGCUCCAAUUUAUACAUUCAUAUACAAUUACACCAUCGACACAUAUCCGGGCGCAUUCAAUUUCUUCAGUGCUCUUGUAUAUCUUUAUUGCAUCAUAUUGAUAACUACGGUCUUUGUGAUUCGAAGAAGGCAAGAAGCCACCAGUUAUGAACGAAUUAUAAAUAUGGUAGUAAAAAUAAUUGAAAAUAAUCCAAAUUUACGGGAUUCGAUUCAGCCACGUGAUUUCACAGAAGCAAAUAUCGAUGAAGACGAAGAAGAAGUUCAAGAGUCAACUGAAACACAAAGCACAAUAAAUUUAGCAACGGUUGAAGCAGUUCAAUCAAUAAAUACAUAUCCGCUCGAAUUGUCGUUUUUGUUGUUUUUUUUCUCGGCAAAUUUGAACGGAACAGUAUUUCAAAAUGAAAUUGUUUAUCAAAGUUGUAAGCUUGACCACAGUGAAUCGACUUGUAAAUUACUUACCAAUGAGAUGAUACCAAACGAGCUUGUGGAUUUAGAAUUGGAAGUGGAAAAAUAUGCAUCGAAAAUAUUUAUGUGCCAAAAUAUUUUAAUAAAUAUCAUUCCUGCGAUUAUAAGUUUUUUUAUUGUACCAUGGUCGGAUAAAUACGGUCGGAAACCUCUUUUAAUGAGCUCCUUUGCUGGAUUUUCUCUCAGCUAUGGCCUCUUAUGUGUGAUAUCAAUUGCUGCAUCUCAUUUUAAGUUAAAUCCAUGGUUCUAUUUAUUGGGAUUUAUUCCAUACUCACUAUUUGGUGGUGUGGUUGUAUUUAUUACGGGAGUUUAUUCUUACAGCACUGAUACUUCAUCAGUUCAAGAUCGUGGUCUUAGACUGGCGAGAUUAGAAGCAGCCGCCCUUUUUGGAUUGAUUAUCGGUUCUUUAACCUGUAAACCAAUAUACCAAUAUGCAUCAGCCUCUAUUGCGUUUGGAUUCUGUGCUGGUAGUUCAUUUCUUGGUUUAAUGUGUGUUUAUUUCUUCAUUAAUGAAAGCAUUAAAAAUGAAACCGAGGAACGUGGAUUUAUGGCAAAACUGAGAGCUCUUUUUGAAUGGAAACAUGUGGUAGAUUUACUCGAUACAUGUUUUAAGCGACGGGAACAUAACGGUCGAAUUCUUAUUUGGCUCGUAAUAUUUACAUUAAUUUUGCGUAAUUUUGCUAUGAACGGUGCUGAAUCAGUCAACUUUUUAUUUAUGCGAGACCGAUUCAAAUGGAUGAUAACGGAUUAUGCAAUCUAUUCAUCUUUUAAUAUGGUUUGUCAAGUAUUCGGAAAUCUUAUUGGAUCAUAUGUAUUAAACAAGAUGUUUGGACUGCCCGAAAUUUUGGUGAUACUUAUUAGCUUUUAUUGUCUGAUGGCAGAUUAUGUUAUGAUCGGUUUGGCCGAUCAUUCGAGUCAAUUAUAUAUAAUUGCGAUGAUGAUGGCGCUCAAGGUUGUAGCAUUACCAAUGAGUCGAGCAUAUUUGGCUUCUUUAGUACCAUCGUCUGAAAUCGGAAAAGUAUUUUCUGCAUCUACAUCAUUCAGUGCUUUGGUUUUGACAUUUGCAGCACCCGUUUACACAUUUAUCUAUAAUUUGACAAUUGAUACAUAUCCAGGGGCAUUCAAUUCAUUUAGUGCCGUUAUACUUCUCAUGUGUAUCCUUCUGAUGACAAUUGCAUUUUUGAUUCGAAGUAAGCGACAAGAAGCAGCCAACUACGAAAUUAUUACGAGCUGAUGAAUGACAAUAUUGAAUUUAUUGAAGAUAUGCAGUGUAUAUUUUUAUUGUCCA